GCGAGAGAGAGAGAGAGCAGCAAGAAUAAAGGGAAAGAAUCUAUUAAUCUUGUCAUAAACAAGUUUGGCCAUAAACAAAUAGGAGAAAAAAACGGCACCACAAGGCAAAAGGUGCGCAGCGGUGGUGGCGUUUGCGUUUGUGUGUGUUCUCAACUCCGGAGCUGGUGCCACACAGCUUUUUUUGCGCUCGGCCGUACAUGCAUGAAAUUCGGUUAAUUCGGUGCCUUCGGUACGGUGGAAAGCGUGCAGGAACGCUCACGGCAUCGCGCACGGGUGCGGAACGGUGUGGAAAUUGUCAGUGAAAAACGCCUCCGAACCAGUCCGAAAUACGACCCGUGUCUCUGUCGACCAGUGCUGCCCAGUGAAGCGGAAGAAGAAGAAGAAGAAGAAGAAGGUGGUGGUAGUGUGGGAGGCUACAGCACACAAGCCAUUCCGUACAAGCAGCGGGGCAGGCAAGAUGGCGGCCGCCUACUAAGAAAGAAGACACACACAGAAGCACCGAAAAUUCCGACCCCGAAAGUUGUGAACGAAUAAUCUCCGUGUGCCCCGUGUGUUCUUUCUUCUAUAAGAAGUGUUUUUGUUGGAAAAAGGGAAAAAGGAGAAGAAAGGGGUUAUUUUGGAAUAAAAAAAAUUGUGCUAUGUGAAAAGUGUAUUUUAUUAUUUUUCGCUUUCGUGCGUGCGUGUGUGUGUGUGUUGUUUUCUUCUCGCCAAACGGUGUACCAAGGGGGGAGGCCAUUGUUUUUCACAACGUGCCAUCGGUGGCCCCACAGGAAAGUGGCAAUUAGUGAUUGUGAGUGGUGCUGGUGUGGUGCUUCAUUCUGAAAACGGUGCGGUGGUGGAAAAAAAACCCCGGAGGGUGGCCAAUUUAAAGCAAAUCAUAAAAAGGGGUUCUCCUUAGUCCCCGCGGCGAGGACGACCCCCGCGCGCCCGUGUGUUUUUGUGUGGGGGAGGGAGAGUGUGCGUGCGCGUGUGUCUGUGAAGAUGGGACUGUGCGAAUCGUAAUGGAUGCAACGAGCGGCGGAGCGUAUUGGGUAAUUAACGCAACAACACAACAGCAGCAGCAGCAACAACAACAACAACGACGUCGUCGACGCAACCACUCAACGCCGCCAACGGGAGGGAGGGCAGCAGCAGCCGCCGCCGCCGCCGCAGCCGCAGCGACAACGCAACAACGACGGGGGAGACGACGGCGGUGCAGGACUAGGACGGGCAGCAGGGACUCCCCGCCGAACGACGUGCCAGGACGAGCACGAGCACGAGCACGAAGCCGCCGCCGACAACGACGACGAGGGGGCGACGACAAUUGCAGCGCUUCUGCUGCUGGUGCAUUCAGCGGAUAGAGUGUGGGAAGGGGGCCACACGCAGGGAGCCAGGAACAGAAACAGGAGAACGAGUCCCCGUUGAGAUAUUACACACGCAGAGCGAAAACAUAGCAACGACGACGACGACGAGGGCAGAAAACAGAAAGGAAAAGAUUCUGCAAACGGGCUUCUCGUCUGGAGUGCCCGUGUGAGCGUGUUUGUGUGAGCGCGAAAGAGACAGAGACAGACAGGCAGACAAAGCAGGCACAGCAGCACGCGCAGCGUACACACAAAAACGAGAGCGGUGUUUGUGCCGUCGCCGCCGCCUGCUGCUGCAUUCGGUCGAUUGCAGUAGUGUGCGAACAGCGGCAACAGUAUGAGUAUGCAACUGCUAGUGCGCUUGCUAUUGCUCCGGUUGGUCGGUGGCAUGCUGCCGCUGGAUGCUGUGCUGAAGGGGAAACAACAGUCGGCCGGCACCGGCCCGGACCAUGGCGGGCAUGGCCACGGCAGGGGAGGAGCGCAGCAGCAGCAGCACGCCGGACACGGCGGCCCGCUCGACGAUAUUAUCGCGCGGUACAGCCUGCCAAACGGGACGAGCCGCUUCACCCACCUGACGUACGAUCCGACCCGGCGGCUGUUCUAUGCCGGCGCCACGAACCGUGUGCUGCAGCUGAACGAAAACCUGACGCUGCUGCGGGAAGCGAUUACGGGGCCGAAGCUCGAUUCGGCCCAGUGCCAUGCGGCCGGCUGCCCGCCCGACGUGCUGGACAGCGUGGAGACGGACAACGUGAACAAGGUGCUGCUGUACAACCGGGACGGCGAUACGCUGAUCGCGUGCGGCAGCGUGCAUCAGGGCGCGUGCGACAUCUACUACCUGAGCGGCCGGUUCCCGGAAUCGUCGAAGCCGAUCGAGGUGGCGCUGGCCGCGAACGAUGAGCGGUCCUCGACGUACGCGUUCAUUGGGCCGAGCCGGUACCAGUCGUGGAAGCGGGAGGACAUCAUGUACGUCGGCACGACCUUCACGAACGUGGGCGACUAUCGGCACGACGUGCCGGCGAUUUCGUCCCGCCGGCUGGACGAUCUGACGUACGCCGAGUUUUCCAUCCAGCAGUCGAACAUCAACAUCGACGUGAAGUACCGCGACCACUUUCUGGUGAACUAUGUGUACGGGUUCAACAGCACGGAGUAUGCGUACUUUGUGCUGGUGCAGAAAAAGUCCCACCUGGCGGACGAGGCGGGCUACGUGACGCGGCUGGCACGGAUCUGCGUGAACGAUCCGAACUAUGAUAGCUACACGGAGGUAACCAUCACUUGCAUGGUGAACGGGACGGACUACAACAUACUGCGCGAUGCCAAGCUGGCCCAGGCCGGCCAGAAGCUCAGCAACGAUAUGGGCAUCAAGCGGGAGGACUAUCUGCUGGUGGCGGUGUUUUCCCCGUCGAAGGAAAUCACCGACGAGCCGCAGAACCGCUCCGCCAUCUGCAUGUACAGCCUGAAGGACAUCGAGGAGGUGUUUAACGAGAACAUUCACUCCUGCUUUAACGGCACGAUCAAGGAUCGCAAUCUGGGCUACAUUUCGGGCACGAUCAACGACGGCAAGUGUCCGGUGGCCGGUUCGCUCGGCAACAUCUUCAGCUUCUGCCACGUGGGGCUGAAGAUUAGUGGCGUGACGCCGGUGAUUGCAUCGGCCCGGUUCGCGUUCGGGGAAGGCGUUUCGCUUACCUCGAUCGCGGUCACGAGCAUUGGGCCGCAUACGCUCGCGUUCGUUGGCAGUAACGAUGGGUGGAUACGGAAGGUGCUGCUGUCCGGGCGGGAGGCCGGUGAGUACGAGCGGAUGCUGGUGGAUGAGGAUGGGUCGGCCAUCCUGCCGGACAGCAUGUUUGCGCCCACGAACGAUCAUCUGUACGUGCUGACGGAGCGAAAGAUCAUCAAGAUGAAGGUGGAACACUGCGGCACGUUUGGCAACUGCUCCGCCUGUCUGGAGUCGCGCGACCCGUACUGUGGCUGGUGCUCGCUGGAGAAGCGCUGCACGGUGCGGACGGCCUGCCAGAAAGAUACGAGCGCCGCCCGCUGGCUGUCGAUCGGCACGGGCCAGCAGUGCAUUGACUUCGAGAUGGUAGCGCCCGACCGCGUCCCCGUCGGCCAGAUGUCCGUCGUGCGGCUUGUCAUUAAAACGCUGCCCGAGCUGCCCCACAACGCCCAGUACCGGUGCGUGUUCGGCAAUGCGACCCCGAUCGACGCGAACGUCACGAAGGAGGGUUUAAUCUGCUCGACGCCACCGGUAAACGAGCGGCCCGCCCUGCCCGACGGGCAGGAUCACGUGCUGGUGCCGCUCAGCGUGCGCAGCUCGGAAACGAACAAAGACUUUGUGUCGCGCAGCUUCGCCUUUUACGACUGUACGCGCCACGACACCUGCCGGAAGUGUUUGGUGAGCAACUGGGGGUGCCACUGGUGCAUUUACGAUAAUCGGUGCGCGUUCAACACGACCGCGUGUCGCAAUUCGGCCAACAUUGUGCAGAACGAGGCGUCCUGUCCGCGGCUGAAGCACCGGGCCGGGCCGAUUCUGCUGCCGAACAAGGUGCCCAAGGAGAUACGGCUGGAGAUUGAAAAUUUGCCCCGGCCGCAGAGCGCCCACACCGGCUUCCUGUGCACAAUUAACAUCGAGGGUGCGCACAUGGUGCUGCCGGCCCGGGUCGAGGCGAACAAGUACAUCGUGUGCGAGAAGACGCUGUAUUCAUAUGAAGCGGCAACGAACGAGUACGAAGCGACGGUCGAUGUGAACUGGAAUCGAAAUCACUACAUCGAUACGGUGACGGUCAUACUGUACAAGUGUGAGAUUCUCGGCUCGCACCGGGACCAUGCCGAUUGCAGCCUGUGUGUGACGCGCGAUCCCAAGUACCAGUGCACGUGGUGUGGCCAGCAGUGCAGCUACAACGAGUCGUGCAUCGAUGGCGGUGCCGGCUCGAUGAUGUUGCGCGGUCGCGGUGAAGAAGGAGGCUGUCCGCGUCCUCGCAUCGAUUUAAUUAAACCUCUGAGCGGACCGAUCGAGGGCGGCACGCUGGUAACGAUCGAGGGCAGCAAUCUGGGCAUACGGGAGGAGGACGUACGGGGUCGCAUCCACAUCGGUGAGGUGCCGUGCGAGCUGGAACGGUACGAAAUCUCCGUCCGGAUUGAGUGCAGAACUGGCCCGGUACGGUCGGAAAUGUCGGCGCCGGUGAAGGUGGGCAAUGAGGCCGGCUACACGAUGUCGAGCGUGGAGUUCCGCUAUCGGGACGUCCGGCUGGAGGGGCUCAGUCCAACGAUGGGCCCCCAGUCCGGCGGUACGAAGCUGUCCAUCAUUGGCAAGCAUCUGAACGUGGGUACGGCGGCAAUCGCCUACCUGGACGACUACGAGUGCCGCAUCAACCGUACGCAAGCAUCGUCGAGCCGGUUGACGUGCGUCACGUCGGCCGCCCGCUCGCCCGAACACAUCCGCGUGCUGACGCUGCGCAUCGAUGGCGCCAAUCGUACGCUUGCGUGCAGCACCAGCGCCGGAGCGUCGGGCGAGCGGGUGCGCGGCUCGUCCGCGUACGGGUCCGCCGGCACGUACCACAGCCGGUACGAAACGUGCAGCGUGUACAACUACACGGUCGAUCCGAAGAUCAUGCAGAUCAAGCCGCUCAAAAGCUUCCUGAGCGGCGGCCGCAUGAUGACGGUGCACGGUACCAAUCUGGACGCGAUUCAGCUGCCCGAGAUCGAGGUGUACCUGAACGACGAGCGGCUGAACCGGUCGAUCUGUGCCGUGCUCAACUCGAACCAGAUGGAGUGCCCGUCGCCGUCCGUGCGCGAAGCGUGGACGCUGCUCCAGCAGCAGCAGACCCAGCUGCGCAAUCUGAGUGUCGCCGGCCCCGGGGCCGGGGACUACUCGCCGCCCCGGAUGCUGUCCGGGUUUGUGUCGGCCGAUGGUCGCACCGUUCCUAUCCAGCAGCAGCAACCGCCAACGGCGGCCGUGCCCAUGCUGCUACCGUCCCAGUAUUCACUGUCGCCAACGUCCGGCCCGUUGGUGACGGCGGCGUCCGCCCCACUGUCGCCGUUUCAUCCGUCCGAGCAGCAGCUGCAGCUGCUGCUCCAGAUCAACUUCCUGAUGGACAGCGUGCUGUCCGUGCGCAACCUGCCGAAACACUUUCAAAACCUGCGCUCCGCGAUCGUGUACGUGGAGGACCCGGUCUACCAGCCGUUCCCGAACGCGGUCAAGCUGUACAAGGGCGACACGCUCGUGAUCGAGGGCGAACAUCUGAACGCGGCGAGCGACGAAACGGACGUGAACGUGACGAUCGGGACGGCCCAGUGCAACGUGACCAGCUUGGCGCCGACCCAGCUCGUCUGCACGCCGCCGCUCGAGCAGCCGGAAGCGACGGACGAGAACGGGGUGCCGACGGCGAACGAUCUGCCGCUCGUCGUGGUGCGCGUCGGUCGCAACUUGCGCUUCCCCAUAGGUUUUAUCAAGUACGAUCUAAUUAAACCGUACGCCUUCUCGCACGUCCUGUUCGGGGUGAUUGUGAGCGGCAUCUUCUUUGUGCUCUCGCUGCUCGCCAUCCUGUUCAUCUACCGGCGCAAGAGCACGCUGGCGGAGCGCGAGUACAAGCGCAUCCAGAUACAGAUGGACACGCUCGAGAGCAACGUGCGCAUGGAGUGCAAGCAGGCGUUCGCGGAGCUGCAGACGGACAUGACCGACCUGACGGCCGAUCUCGAGAGCUCCGGCACGCCGACGCUCGACCUGGUCAAUUACGUGAUGAAGGUGUUCUUCCCGGGCGUCGCCGACCAUCCGGUGCUGCUGGCGAACGGUGCGAAGCUGCACGGCGGCGGCGGCCACCAUCACCAUGGCCACGGGACGCACCACGGCCAUCCGCAUCAGCGCAACAAUUACGAUCAGGCGAUGGUGAUGUUCGAGCAGCUGAUCAACAAUCGCGUCUUUUUGCUGCUGUUUAUCGACACGCUCGAGGCGCAGAAAACAUUCACCAUACGGGACAAAGUUAACGUGGCGUCACUGCUGAUGAUAGUGCUGAUGAAUCAGAUGGACUACGUGACGGACAUACUGAAAAGCUUGCUGCUGCGGCUGAUCGACAAGUCGGUGAUGACGAAGCACCCGCAGCUGAUGCUCCGCCGGACGGAGAGCGUGGUGGAGAAGAUGCUGACCAACUACAUGGCGCUCUGCAUGUACGACUACCUGCGCAACUACGCCGGCAACUCGCUCUUCCUGCUGUACAAAGCGAUCAAGCACCAGAUCGAGAAGGGGCUGGUCGAUGCGGUCACGCACGACGCCCGGUACUCGCUGAGCGAGGACCGGCUGCUGCGCGAGCAGAUCGUGCACAGCGUGGUGACGCUGCACAUCAUCCAGGACGAUCUGGACGAGAAGGUGCAGUGCAAGGUGCUGGACUGCGACACGAUCAGCCAGGUGAAGAGCAAGGUGCUGGACGCGCUGUUCAAGAACACGCCGUUCUCGCUGCGCCCGAGCGUGCACGAUCUCGACCUCGAGUGGCGGCACGGCCGGGGCGGCCAUUUGGUGCUGCGGGACGAGGACGUCACCACCAAGUCGGUGCACGGGUGGAAGCGGCUCAACACGCUCGCGCACUACGGUGUGAAGGAGUCGGCGGUGAUGUCGCUCGUUGCGCGACCGCACGACGGCUACAAUACGCCGGGGCGACACAUCUUCCCGUACUGUUACUACAUCAACAAUCCGCCGUCCUCCAACCACCAUCUGUCGUCGUCGGCCACGUUACCCCACGGGGGUAGUGGCAGUGGCUCGUGCGGCAGUAGCGGCACGAUGGGGCCGGCCCACACGACCGACACGCUGCUGGCCGGCAGUGCCAGCCACCACCAUCACCACCAUCCGCACCUGCAUCCGCACCACGUGCAUCAGCAGCACGCGGCACAGGCGGCACAGGCGGCCGCCGCGGCAGCCGCCGCAGCCGCCCAGCAGCAGCAACAGUCGCAGGUCGGCGUGUUCCAUCUGGUGAAGCCGCUGGACGACCGGUUCUCCACGCUGUCGUCGUACGAUCAGCACGGCUCGUCGUCCUCGUCCGCCCACGGCGCCCUGUACGGUGGGGGCCCGGGCAGCGGCAGCCACCACAAAGCAAUACCGGAGAUCUUUCUGACGCGCCUGCUCGCGACCAAGGGCACGAUCCAGAAGUUCGUGGACGACCUGUUCGCGACGAUCCUGACGGUGAACGAGGCGCUGCCGCCGGCGGUCAAGUGGCUGUACGAUCUGCUCGACGCGGCCGCCCGCCACCACGGCAUCCACGACCCGGAGGUGAUACACGCGUGGAAGUCGAACGGGCUGCCGCUCCGGUUCUGGGUGAACUUCAUCAAGAAUCCGGACUUUAUCUUCGAUAUCUACAAAACGCCCUCGGUCGACGUGUGCCUGAGCGUGAUCGCGCAAACGUUCAUGGACGCGUGCUCCACGACCGAGUACCGGCUCGGGAAGGAUUCGCCCUCGAACAAGCUACUGUUCGCGAAGGACUUGCCCCAGUACCGGGAAAUGGUUUCCAAUUUCUAUGCCGACAUUGCCAUGAUGCCUCAGAUCAGUGAUCAGGAGAUGCGCAGCGCCAUGCAAAGGUUAUCCAUCCACCAGCAGCAGUUCGAUACGCUGGCCGCAUUGAAGGAGCUCUACGUUUACGUUAGCAAGUAUCGUUUACAGAUUAAGGAAGUAUUAGAAAUGGACUUGACCGCAAGCAAGUUACAUUUAGCGCAUAAGCUUGACCUCGUUGCUGCAACAUUAGAAGAUGAUGAGUGCAAAACGAUUGAUUAUUAUGAAUAACAACAAAUGCCAGCCGGGACGACGACAACGACGACGGGAAGAAAGAAGCAGCAGCAGAAGCGACAGUUUUUAAAGAAUGGCCAUAUUUUAACGCACGCAGCAAGCACGCCUGCGUGAACUCUUAGUGAAAGCAUUUAACACACAAACACAAACAUAGAACAUACACACAGAGAGAGAAGAUAAUGCGGUUAAAAAACAAAUGUGCUCUUCCGUCUUCGCAUUGCGUACUACUUUUCCCAGCGUGCUCUCAACCCACCACCAUCACCACGACCCCCAUGGAAAAGGCGCGCGAGAGUUUUAAAACGGGGGAAGCGGAGGGUGAGGGUUGUAUCCAGUUUUUGUUUUUCUUUUUUUGUUCGGAUUGGGAAGCCAUGUACCGACGAGGAAAAUGGUAUUACAGGUAGUUUAAGGACGGUCCGCCAGCGGGAUAGCGGGAGGACUAAUAGUAGAGGCCGCGUAACGCCACAUCCCCCUCCCAUCUCGCGCCACUCCUCGCGAUCGGUGGCGUGUUUUUUUUUAGGGGAAGAAGAACAAGAAGCAUUUAAUAGUUUAAAUAGUCACGUAACUAUUUCACUCACUCUCUACUUAAUCUUCGCAUCGUGUGCGUCCCGAUGCGAUGCGAUGCGUGUGUGUGUGUGCUCGCGAGCCUAGUGAAAAUAGGGGAAAUAUUGGGGAAACGGGGAAGUAGUAGAAGCAGAGGAGGACGUAAAAAACAAAAUACGGAUUAGUGCAUUUAACGCAUUAAGUGGUGCGAUUGAUGAUGAUGAUGAUGACGAUGAUGAUGGGACGUGUUAUGUCCAUUUAUUUAUAGUGUUCACGGAAAGGAAAAGGGCGGAGAUAAGAUGAUAAUGACGAUUAUACUCAAACGCUCCAUCCUCCCCACCCCCUCCCCACGAUCUAGCAGCUCUCUCCACACCCUCUCGAUCCUCUCCUCCCCUCCCAUGUACCCCAACUCGAUGCCACUUUUCCCACGAUCUCGUAUCCUCCGAAGAGGGUUCAGGAGAAGCUGACUGCUGGGCGAAGGGGAGAGAAAGAGAGAGAGAGAGAGGUGUGCCGUAUUAGGAAGGGGGAGGCGGGGAGGUGGUUAGGAUUUAGGCAGGAAAUGGGUUGCGAGGAUAAAUUGCGCCCCAAUUGCAUUUUAACACGGAUAGAAUCUAAGUUUUUCUCCAACCACAAACACAAACACACCGAUAGACACAUACACACUCGUAAUUAUUCUCUGAUUGGAGUUAUUUUUUAAACAGAACAAGCGCAAUAGCUUGGCGAAUGGGGGGAGCGGAAGGAGAGGAAGAAAGUAGGCAGCAAACAUACACACAUAUAUAGAAAGAGAGAGAGAGAGAAGAGAGUAUUUGCGCGGAAAGCGCGCGAGCGACGACAACAAAAAAAAAACACAUUAUAUAUAUUAUAUAUACUCAUGCCACGAAUCUCUGACGAAUGAGUCGGGGUCAGGUGCAGUCUCACACACGCAAGUAAGAAACGGAAAGACGAAUUAUUAGUCAGAAUUAGGUACGAGAGAGAGAGAGAGAGGGGGAUAAAAAAAGUUAAUGCGAAAACAAAGCAAAACAAAACAAACAAGAAGUAAGAAGUAACAAAACAGUGAUAAGCUAAUAAAAUUCAAACAGAAACACAAAACAAAAAACGAAGUAACAAAAAAGAAGAAGAAAAAGAAGAAAUACUUGGCAGAAAGACAAGAGAAAAUGUGACUGAUUGAAAUAAUAUACAAAAGGGAGAGGAAGGCGACAACACAGAAAGCAGCAGCAGCAGAGAGAGAAAGAGAAAGAGAGGGAAGAUCGUGCGUAAGAGUUGAGUGAAGAGUGAAGAGAGGAUAGUAAGGGUAGUUUACCCGUUGCCUAGAAGGAGAGAUGGGGAGGCCAUGCACACCACGAACGCGCGGGGCUGCGGAACAAGCCACGACAGACACUGUACUCCCUCACCCCAUAGCGGAGGGAGGGAGUUGGUGCGUGCGUUCGUGAGUGCGUGAUCGGUAGCGAAACAAAAAGUACACAGUGUGUAAAUAAAAACAAUUCCGUCUGAUGAUGAAUAUGACAGUGAUACAUAAACAUGAAAACAUGGCUCGA
Messenger RNA from Anopheles arabiensis, 10175 nucleotides. It is a transcript of the gene PlexB, whose product is annotated as plexin-B. NCBI's taxonomy places the organism in Eukaryota, Metazoa, Arthropoda, Insecta, Diptera, Culicidae. The record is from RefSeq and is a predicted model, not a curated record. Gene Ontology annotation, biological process: negative regulation of cell adhesion; semaphorin-plexin signaling pathway involved in axon guidance; motor neuron axon guidance. Gene Ontology annotation, cellular component: semaphorin receptor complex. Gene Ontology annotation, molecular function: semaphorin receptor activity; protein binding.